This is a messenger RNA of Jaminaea rosea, 1736 nucleotides long. RefSeq names its product putative cell division control protein CDC3. Gene Ontology annotation, molecular function: GTPase activity; GTP binding; molecular adaptor activity. Gene Ontology annotation, cellular component: microtubule cytoskeleton; septin ring; cytosol. Lineage: Eukaryota; Fungi; Basidiomycota; Exobasidiomycetes; Microstromatales. The coding region runs from base 143 to 1405 and encodes 420 amino acids. The transcript is spliced from 5 exons. The record is from RefSeq and is a predicted model, not a curated record. Gene Ontology annotation, biological process: cytoskeleton-dependent cytokinesis.
CCACCACCACCACCCUCAUUUCCCCCCUCGUCGUCGCGCCUUUGCUACUCCCUCGUGCUAGCUCAGCAUCAGCCUCCCCCUCUGGAACCAACACCUUCCUUCGACUCCGCUCCCCUCUCCUCCGUGCGACACAACACACACCAUGUCCCUCGCCGCUAACGGAUCAGCGCCUGCCGGCCGAAAGCAGCAGAUGCGCGGCUUUGUCGGGUUCGCCAACCUGCCCAACCAAUGGCAUCGUCGCUCUGUUCGCAAGGGGUUCAACUUUACGGCCAUGGUUGUUGGCGAAAGCGGUCUAGGCAAAUCGACGCUGGUCAACACCCUCUUCAACCACAAGCUCUAUCCCAAGAAGGAGGUGCCUGCACCGCACAUGGAGCGACCCAAGACGGUCGCUAUCGAGAGCAUCAGUGCUGACAUCGAGGAGAACGGCGUCCGUCUCAAGCUGACCGUAGUCGACACUCCUGGAUUUGCCGACUUUGUCAACAACGAUGAGAGCUGGAAGCCCAUCGUAGACAACAUCGAGUCGCGCUUCGACGCCUACCUCGAGCAGGAGAACCGAGUCAACCGCGCAAAGCUCACCGACAACCGGGUCCACGCCUGCCUCUACUUCAUCCAGCCCAGCGGACACGCACUUCGCCCCAUCGACAUCGAGUUCAUGCGCCGUCUCCACCAGAAGGUCAACCUCAUCCCCGUCAUUGCAAAGUCGGACACGAUGACCGAUGAGGAGAUCCACCUCUUCAAGCAACGCAUCCUGGCCGACAUUGCACACCACAACAUCCAGAUCUUCUACGCACCCAGCUACGACGUAGAAGACGACGAGACCUUGGCCGAGAACGAGGAGAUAGUACGCAAGAUCCCCUUUGCCGUCGUAGGCUCAGACCAGCAGGUUGACACCAUUGAUGGGCGUCGCGUGAGGGGGCGUGCCUACCCAUGGGGCGUCAUCGAGGUGGACAAUGAAGAGCACUGCGACUUUGUCAAGCUGCGUCAGAUGCUCAUCCGCUCCCACAUGGAGGAGCUCAAAGAGCACACGCACAACGUCCUCUACGAGAAGUAUCGUUCCGAGAAGCUCGUAGCAAUGGGUGUCACGCAGGACCACUCCGUCUUCAAGGAGGUAAAUCCCGCAGCCAAGAUGGCAGAGGAGCGUGCGCUGCACGACGCAAAGUUGGCAAAGAUGGAGAACGAGAUGAAGUUGGUCUUCCAACAAAAGGUGGCAGAGAAGGAGGCGAAGCUGAAGCAGUCUGAGGAGGAGUUGUAUGCUAGGCAUAGGGAGAUGAGGGAAGCUUUGGAUAAGCAGAGGUUGGAGCUCGAGGAUAAGAAGAGGAGGUUGGAGAGUGGUAGGCCACUCACACCCGAGAAGGGAGGGUAUGCGCAGGGAAGUAAGAAGAAGGGAUUCAGCUUGAGGAACUAGCCGCGCCGCCUAGACGGUCGAGCUGCUGCGUAGCCGGCGCGUUGAGGGGAGAGCAGGGCAAAGCGGCCGACAACCCUUCCUUUCGGCACCAUCACCGCCACCGCUACCGCCAUCCCCAAACGCAGAGACUCCUCUCUCGAACCGCAUUGCAAAGGACAAGACACAGAUGCAGAUGUAGACGCGUGGGCAAGCGCGCGCCGAUACCGCUACCGCCUCCCUGCUACCUUGAUUCCUCCUCUCCCUCCUCUCUUUAGUCAUCUCCUCUCGUCUCCUCUCCUUUACAUCUCUCCACUUCCUUUCUCUUCGCCCCGCCAUCUUCCCUUUCCUGCCC